UUCUCUUCUCCCACAGUUUCCGCGACGAAACCAAAAAUCGAAUCCAUCUAAUGUCCACUCCCUCCCCCUCCCCCUCCCCCUCCGUCUCUCUCCCCGCCGCAUCGGAAACUCCGAUGACACAAUCCAACACAGUCAAAACUCCGUCUUCACAGCCGUCGUACAGAGCCAUAGCUCCGCUCCAUCGUAUACCUCCUCAACAGAGCAUCCACCCGAAUCCCUUCCCUGUCAGGAGAUCGAAUCCCGUCGCCGGCUCGCCUCAUCAGCCUCUCCAAGACCACCACCCUUCAGCUCUUCCUUUCCCGGGCCGAGGGUUACCGACCCGACCCGGAAGACAGAGUCCGAGCACCGUCGCGGAUCGAGCUGGUGGUGGUCCUUGCGGGUAUCGAAACGGACAGGGUUUGGAUCCAAUGAGUCGUCAGUUCGUGAGAGCUCAGAUCCAACCAGCUUCUCAUCUCGGGUCGGGUCUCAUGAAUGGUGUUCCUUACUUUUUGCAACCUCGGGUUGCUCAUCCUCCUCCUACUUCAAUUCUAGACAAUGGUGGGAGGCGUAAAGACGCUAGAAGCAGAAACGACGUCCUGGUCCUUAUAAGAAAACGAAAGGUUAGAUUUACAGAGAAAGCUUCUCUGUAUUCACUUUGUAGGUCGUGGUUGAGAAAUGGUGCUCAUGAGGGUGGUGUUCAGAAGCAGCAAAGCGAUGCAAAUACAAUGACAUGUUUGCCAAAGCCUUUGCUUGCAUCGGAUGUGGUGGAGACAAGUUUGCCAAAAGAUGAACCAAAUCGUGUACAAGACAAAGAGGACGAGGACUCUGUGAAACAGUUGUCUGAUUCUGAUCUUUUGAAAAGACAUGUGGACCGCGCUAAGAAAGUCCGAGCUCGGCUAAGAGAAGAACGGUUGAAGAGGAUUGGGAGGUACAAGGCAAGAUUAGCUCUUCUUCUGCCACCAUUUGGAGAGCAAUGAAGGAACGAGUAGAGGUUUAAAGGCUUGGGACUUUGAAGGAAAUGUUUCUUGGACAUUAGCCAAUCACAAACAUAAUCAAAAAGAAUAAGUGUUGAAGUGGAAUGUAGUGGCUCAUGGAGUGUUUCUUGGAUUGUCAAUAUGUCAAAAGGCAUUGUUUCAUACAAGCCUGUGUGUUUUCUCCAGAUUAUAUUGAUCGGUCAUAUAAGCUAAGAAACCGUUAUAGGAUCAUUUAUAAUUUAAUUUUCCUGUGGUUA
Raphanus sativus (radish) is the source of this 1210-nucleotide messenger RNA. RefSeq lists its product as uncharacterized. The transcript is spliced from 7 exons. NCBI's taxonomy places the organism in Eukaryota, Viridiplantae, Streptophyta, Magnoliopsida, Brassicales, Brassicaceae. Gene Ontology annotation, cellular component: transcription repressor complex. The record is from RefSeq and is a predicted model, not a curated record. The coding region runs from base 51 to 956 and encodes 301 amino acids.